Messenger RNA from Salvia hispanica, 3641 nucleotides. Its product is annotated as zinc knuckle (CCHC-type) family protein. The record is from RefSeq and is a predicted model, not a curated record. Gene Ontology annotation, molecular function: ribosomal large subunit binding; zinc ion binding; tRNA binding. NCBI's taxonomy places the organism in Eukaryota, Viridiplantae, Streptophyta, Magnoliopsida, Lamiales, Lamiaceae. Gene Ontology annotation, biological process: ribosome-associated ubiquitin-dependent protein catabolic process; rescue of stalled cytosolic ribosome. Gene Ontology annotation, cellular component: RQC complex.
UUUUGAAGAUUCACUCUAAUUCUGCUGAUUCAGCUUUUCCAUCCUUGAUUCAAUUUUAUCGAGCUCCGAAAAUUUAGCCCCGCGUCAUGGUGAAGGUACGGAUGAACACCGCCGACGUGGCGGCGGAGGUCAAGUGUCUCCGCCACUUAAUUGGUAUGCGUUGCUCCAACGUAUACGAUCUUUCUCCCAAGACGUAUGUGUUUAAGCUGAUGAGUAGCAGUGGAGUCACGGCGUCCGGGGAGAGUGAGAAGGUUUUGCUGUUGAUGGAGAGUGGCGUAAGAUUGCAUACAACAGUUUAUAUGCGGGACAAGAGUAGUACUCCAUCAGGAUUUACACUGAAACUAAGGAAACACAUAAGAACAAGAAGGCUCGAGGAUGUGCGCCAACUGGGAUAUGAUAGGAUAAUACUCUUUCAAUUUGGACUAGGUGCUAAUGCACACUAUGUUAUAUUGGAGCUGUAUGCUCAAGGGAAUAUUCUUCUUACAGAUCCUGACUUCACUGUCCUAACUCUCCUGCGGUCACACAGGGAUGAUAAUAAAGGGCUUGCAAUCAUGUCACGCCAUCAAUAUCCAGUUGAACAAUCUCGAGCUUUCGAGCGUACAACUAAAGAAAAGAUGUGUGCAGCCUUUGAAUCUUUUGUGGAGGGCAAAAAAGAUCAGCAACUUGAUAAUUGUGAAACUGCAAAUGAUAGCUCUAAUGUCCCCAUGGGAAAGCAUGGAAGUGAAAAGAACACAAAGGCGAAUGAGUCAAAGAAAACUGAUAAUAUUCGUGCGAACCAGGCAACUCUGAAGGUUGUUCUUGGGGAAAUUUUAGGUUACGGUCCAGCUUUGUCUGAACAUAUAAUAUUGGAUGCUGGUCUGAUGCCGAGUAUGAAAGUUAGUAAGGACUUCAAAUUAGAUACUAAUAUUGCUGAGGCAUUAGCUGAAGCUGUAAUGAAGUUUGAGGACUGGCUAGCAGAUGUCAUAUAUGGUGAGAAAGUUCCAGAAGGUUAUAUCGUGAUGCAACAAAAGAAUUCAGGAAAAAAAAGUGAUGAUGUAUCUGAUAAAGGGAGUCCGGAACAGAUGUAUGAUGAAUUCUGCCCUCUGUUGCUGAACCAGUUCAAAUCAAGAGACUCUACACAGUUUGAGACGUUUGAUGCAGCCCUGGAUGAAUUCUAUAGUAAAAUUGAAAGCCAACGUGCUGAACAACAGCACAAGACUAAAGAAAAUUCUGCCAUGCAGAAACUUGAAAAAAUCAAAGUUGAUCAGGAAAGCCGUGUGCAUGCACUUAAGAGAGAAGUUGAGCAAUGUAUGAAAUUGGCGGCACUGAUAGAAUACAACUUAGAGGAUGUGGAUGCCGCCAUCCUAGCAGUCCGUGUAGCUCUCGCCAAUGGUAUGAGCUGGGUUGAUCUGGCUCGUAUGGUGAAAGAGGAGAAGAAAUCUGGAAACCCUGUGGCUAGUCUCAUCGACAAGCUUCAUCUUGAAAGAAAUUGCUUUACGCUGCUUCUAAGUAACAAUCUUGAUGAGAUGGAUGAUGAUGAGAAAACACAACCUGUGGACAAGGUUGAAGUUGAUAUUGCACUUUCAGCUCAUGCGAAUGCUCGUCGGUAUUAUGAAAUGAAGAAGAAGCAAGAGAGCAAGCAGGAGAAAACCAUCACAGCACAUGAAAAGGCAUUCAAAGCUGCUGAGAGAAAAACCCGCCAACAACUUUCACAGGAAAAAACAGUUGCCACAAUUUCACAUAUGCGCAAGGUUCACUGGUUUGAAAAAUUCAAUUGGUUCAUCAGCAGCGAGAAUUAUCUGGUUAUCAGUGGACGAGAUGCUCAACAAAAUGAGAUGAUAGUAAAACGCUAUAUGUCCAAAGGAGACCUGUAUGUCCAUGCUGAUCUCCACGGCGCAUCUAGUACAGUAAUCAAGAAUCACAAGCCUGAAAACCCUGUACCCCAUCUGACUUUGAAUCAAACUGGAUGUUAUACAGUGUGCCACAGCCAGGCUUGGGACUCAAAGAUUGUUACUAGUGCUUGGUGGGUGUAUCCUCACCAGGUUAGUAAAACAGCUCCUACAGGAGAGUAUCUUACUGUUGGAAGCUUCAUGAUUCGCGGAAAAAAGAAUUUUCUCCCUCCCCAACCUCUUAUUAUGGGUUUCGGAAUAUUAUUUCGCUUAGAUGAAAGUUCUUUGGGAUCUCAUCUGAAUGAAAGAAGAGUAAGAGGAGAAGAGGAAGGAAUUGAUGACACUGAACAGAAUGAACCUUUCAAAGAGAUAUCAGACUCUGGUUCUGAUUCUGAGAAGGAAGUAUCAGGUGAAAAGGAAUCAGACCCAUCAAGCCUCAUUUCUCUGUCAUCAGAAAGACCACUAGGGGAGGGCUUAUCCUCACAAGCCUCAUCCGGAGGCUUGGAAGUUUCUGAAGUAGCUGUCAAUCAGGAUUUUUCUAAUGAAACUACUACUUUGGGAAAUUCCAUUGGUAAUGAUAAAGAACGUGACUCUUCCAGUAAAACUGCUGCUGCUACGCCAGAUUUUCAGGAUCUUAUGGAUAGAGCCCUUGAGCUUGGAUCUGGUACCACAUCUACUAAGAAUUAUGGGCUCCAACCCUCGGGAGAAGAUGUUGUGGAGGAACAUGACCAUGAAAUGACAAAAGCAGCACCGAGAGAUAAACCUUAUAUUACAAAAGCUGAAAGGAGAAAGCUCAAGAAAGGUGAGAAAGAGGGUGCUGUUGCGCCUGCUGAACAUGAAAAGGGAGCAGAAAGAAAUCAUCACCCUGUAAGCCAGCCAGACAAUGAUGUUAAAACUUCAAAGGCAGGUACUGGAAAAACUAGCCGUGGGCAGAGAGGAAAACUGAAGAAGAUAAAGGAAAAGUAUGCUGAUCAAGAUGAGGACGAGAGGAACCUUAGGAUGGCUUUGUUGGGUGCUGCUGGGAAAUCAAAAAAGAACAUCGAGAAUACUGAGAAUGAAAAGGCCGCUGCAGAAAAAGUGGUCAAGCCCACUACUGGAGCUGCAGAUGCGGUAAAGAUAUGUUACAAUUGUAAAAAAGUGGGUCAUACAUCGCGAGAAUGUCCGGAACAUCCAGAUGAUACUAAAAAGAGCAAGACAGGUGGCAAGAUUGAGAGUGCUGAAAAUGAGAUGGAUAAGGUGAUGAUGGAGGAAGAUGAUAUCAAUGAGAUUGGUGAAGAAGAGAAAGAGAAACUAAAUGACGUGGACUAUCUAACUGGAAACCCAAUCCCCAGCGACGUCUUACUCUAUGCAGUACCUGUCUGCGCCCCGUAUAAUGCUCUACAAACAUAUAAAUACCGUGUCAAGUUAAUUCCCGGCUCAUUGAAAAAAGGGAAAGCUGCCAAAACGGCGAUGAACCUGUUCGGUCACAUGCCUGAGACAUCAAGCAGGGAGAAGGAACUAAUGAAGGCUUGCACAGAUCCUGAGCUUGUUGCUGCCAUAGUUGGUAAUGUAAAGGUUUCAGCGGCAGGCCUCACACAGCUGAAGCAAAAGCAGAAGAAAAACAAGAAAGCAGCAAACAAGGGAGCAAAGAGUUAAAUAUGGAUGAUGAGAGAGAAAAGUUGCAAGUUUUGUAUUUUUAGUAUGUACUAUACAGUAUACACCAAUACACCAUGUCUUGAGUUUCUUGAUAGGUUUGGCCGCGUAACUAAUGGAAAUUCAAAGGGUCUUGCUACU